This is a messenger RNA of Micropterus dolomieu (smallmouth bass), 3359 nucleotides long. RefSeq names its product anosmin 1b (gene anos1b). Gene Ontology annotation, cellular component: extracellular region; cell surface. Bases 210 to 2171 code for a protein of 653 amino acids. Lineage: Eukaryota; Metazoa; Chordata; Actinopteri; Centrarchiformes; Centrarchidae. Gene Ontology annotation, biological process: neuron differentiation. Gene Ontology annotation, molecular function: peptidase inhibitor activity; protein binding. The transcript has 17 exons. The record is from RefSeq and is a predicted model, not a curated record.
GAGUGUCUGCAGCUCCCUCUUCUGGUGGGUCUAUGUCCAUACAGGCAAUUCAAAGACAUUUGGCUUUAAUCAACGAGCAGAUUUGGACAGACGAGUGACCAAGUUCUGGUUUGGUGUGAAAACCACAGACGCUGUGCGCAGGACAUUCUCAUAGGAGAUCAGUGGACUGCAUUUUACAGUACAAAUAGGAUAGGAUAGGAGAAAGAGGGAUGAAAGAAAUGAGACACCAGAUAAAGUGUCUUCAACCAUGCAAAGAACUGUGGGAAACCAGAAAGGUGCUUUCUCCAAAGUCCUGUGAGAAGCAGCAGACAGAGUGUGUGACGAGCAGGGAGUUUCUGACCUCUCUGAGGUUGUCUCGUCAGGGUGACUGCCCUCAGCCUCAGCGAGCCACCGGAUUCGCAGCAGCCUGCGUGGAGAGCUGCUCGUCAGACCAGCAUUGUCCCUCCCCUAGGAAAUGCUGCUCAAAUGGCUGUGGACACACUUGCCAGGCCCCAGCCAAUCUAUAUAAAGGUGUUCCUCUGAAGCCUCGCAGAGAGAUGAGCUUCGUGGAGGAUUCAGAAGGUCAUGUGAAGAUGGUGUGGGUGUCAAAGUUCAAUGUCAGCGUGGAGCCGAUUGUUUACAUGCUACAGUCCCGCUGGAACGUUGGGAUUCAUCCCAGUGAAGAUCAUGCCUCUCCAUGGACUACUGUUGCCAUGACCCUUUCUGAAGAUGUGGUUUUGUCAGAUUUGAGACCUCAGCGCUGGUAUCAGUUCAGAGUAGCAGCCAUCAACAGCCACGGCAGCAGAGGCUUCACCACACCCAGCAAACACUACAUCUCCAGUAAAGACCCCUCACCUCCAGAACCUCCAAUAAAUGUCAGAGUGAGCAACCAGACACUAUACUGGACUGAUUCACAACCAGGGACCCAGUUCACAGAAAGGUCAAGGGGAAGUGGGGUCACAGUGGCAGUCUUAUUAAGCUGGGACCCCCCCAGAGAGGGAGACCUGCCAGUCCACAACUACAGAGUCACCUGGAUGUCUCGGCAUACACACACAGUGCACAAACACACACACACGCUGCAUGCACACACACGUACAGUGCACAAUAACAUGCACACACGUCCUACACUCUCACGCACACCAGAACAGGGCAAAAAGGAGAGCAACAGCAGAGUGACUCAGGGGGCACAAUGUGAGCUGUGGCUGCAGGGUCUACUGCCUGCUACAUACUACUUCGUGUCUGUCCAGACGGUGGCCUACUGGAGUCAGAAGAGACUGAAAAGUCCCAGAGCCCAAAUUGUCUUCACCACAUUAACUCAUACAGGCGAAGACUUCUCCAAUGAGCUCCCCUCUUCCUUGUCUUCAUCAUCUCUUCCCUCCUCUCCUUCCCUCUCAUCCUCUUCCCCUUCUUCCUCUGACCUCUCCCUCUCCUCCGGUCUGCCUCACCAUGAAUCCCCUCUUAACCCUGUCCCCCCUGGCAACUUGCGCCUGGAGGUCGCUGCCCCUCAUUACCACGAUGACCAGCUGCAGGUCAAGGUGUUCUGGAAGUGGCCUCACCACGGCAAACAGCGACACCCUGGUCCAUACAUUUUGCGGUGGCAUCCACAUACUUGCAGUACUAAUGUUACAAGCACUGAGAAAACAACAACUGUGCUGGGCACCCAUCACACCAUUACUGGCCUGCUGUUUGCCUGUAAGUACAGAGUCGCUGUGGUAAUGAAGGCUGACCCGGGUUCAGAGGCUGUUGCGUGGGUUACGACCCCAACUUGCUCCUCCAUCAGGGUCAGAGGAGGCAAAGCUUUGCCCUGUAACACUGAGGAGCGCCUCCUGUCAGGCAGAAAGGUGAUACUGCGUCCAGAGCGACUGACAGCAGACUUUCAGCAAGUCAAUGGCACCUUGCUUACUACUCUUCGCUGGAGGAUGUCUCAGCAUGCACUGGAUCCAGCAGCUGUAGAGGGGUUCCAGUUCACCUGGACGCUGCAAUCAGGGGUUACCAUGGCUUCAGAAGGGCAGGAAGACACACUUGUCUCCCAGACGCAGACAAUCGCACCGUACCAGCGGUCGGUGUCAGUUCAUGGUCUUCAGGCAGACAGUGUUUACCAGCUGCAGCUCCAGGUGCUAACAGCAGGGGGCAAAAACGGCGCCGCAGUCUCCAAGACCAUACAUACUCCAGCUAUCAAUGGCACACUUUGAUCGGCCAAAACCCCACAGCUUUCACCGUCCACUGCACAAUGGUCAUGUUAAUCAACAUCCACUUCUCCACUGUCUUCCACAGUGCGACAUGGCGUCAUUGCAGUUAAAGUGCAGAAAAAAAUUAUAAAACUGUAAAAUAAAGAAAGUUCCUCUGUGUAAAGUAGAUCAUCACUCUCUUUUAUAUUUCCUACUCUGAUUGUGUUGUUAAUCUUUCACUUUAAUCACUUUUCAAACAUCAGGAAGGUUGUGAGCUUGCUCUAAUGGAAAAAGCAUUAAUCAUUCAAUUAAUCAAAUAUUAAUCAAACAGCUGAUCCAAAGGUUAGGACUUAGUUCAAAAUUGUCUUGUAAAAACUGUCAAAAAAAAACCCCAACAACGGACAACAACAAAUAAACUGUAUCAGUCUAAGAAGCACUAAGUCCUUGCUGUUAGUCUUGACAGCAUAUCCUUACCCCCCCCCCCGCCCCCCUCUAUUUUUUUUAUUAAAACUGCAGUAUUUUCCAAAUAAUUACUUGUGGCAUUAGUGCAUUGCGAGACAUGUAUGUGAAAAGUAAGACUCCUUGCAGUGCUGCAUAUGUUUGGUGUUUAAAUGGGACUUAAAAGGUCAUUUCUGAUUACCUGACAUCACUGGGAUCAAGUGACACUUGUAAAGAGACUUUAUUAUACCUGUUGUUUUUGAUCAUGCAAGUAGAGAAUACUAUAGCACUGACCUUUUGUACAAAUACAAAUGUAGAGCAACAGACUGUGUGUCAUGCAUUGUGUAUUUCAAUGCAUAAUCUGCUGCAUUGUCUUUGUGGUCUGAGUUGGUGUACUGAAGCUUUUAAGUAAGCUCAAACAUAUAAUUUGUUCUCUUGUUUAAAAAAGCUAAUUUUUCACUCUAAGCUGUCUGAAGUUACUUGUUUAAUACAUUUUAUGCGAUGUUAAUUUGCAUUAUGGUACACCUAAUUACACAGUUAAUAUCUAUAACUGUGGUAGAUGUCUUUGUCUUACAUAAGUCAAGACAUGACUUUGAAAAGGUAGGAAACUACUGGUGUCAAGCAACCAAUCAUUGUUGUUAAUCAUGUUAAUAUUCUCUCCAUGUAACCUUUUUUUGACAUUUUACUGUUUAUAAUUGUGUACUUUCCAUUACUUUUUGACUGUUUGUUAUAUUUAUUAUUUGCCUGUUUUUGUAAUUAAAGAUUAACAAGACA